CCCUCUAGCCUCGCCUUUGGCUGUGGCGCUAACGCUAGCUUAGCAUUCAGCUAGGUGUUAGCCUUCAGGUUGCUGUGAUUGAUUGAUACUCUCUAACCAGUUCCUUUUUACCAGGUCUAAAUUUAACAUGCGUGCUCUGCGGAACAUUGUUUUCUUUGCAAACACACAGUUGUAGCCGUCGUGGGCUGUGCGUGCUGAUGAUAUGCAGAAAACAGCGUUUUUCCGUCAACACUUGAAGAUUAGCGUUAGCUGAUGCUACAUUCUUAGCUAGCUGCUGUCGCUGUUUUUUUUUUUCUUUUUGUCUCCUGCUUCAGGAAUGUUCUCCAAAAAGCCUCAUGGCGACGUUAAAAAGUCAACACAAAAAAUACUGGACCCCAAGAAAGACGUAUUAACGAGGCUAAAGCAUCUCAGGAUAGUCAUCGAAAAUGCAGAAUCCUCAGAACUGAAGCAGUUUUUUGAUGCAAACUGCUCCCAUAUCUACUAUGUAUUCUUUGAAAACUUUGUCAGCAUUGAGGUCAGCCUCAAGCAAAAAGGUCACAAGUCUCAGAGGGAGGAGCUGGACUCCAUCCUCUUCAUUUUUGAGAAAAUCCUUCAGCUGCUUCCAGAAAGGAUCCAGAGUCGAUGGCAGUUCCACAGCAUCGGGCUGAUUCUGAAGAAGCUGUUGCACACUGGGAAUUCUCUGAAGAUCCGGCGUGAAGGCAUGCGGCUCUUCCUGCUGUGGAUGCAGGCAUUGCAGAGUAACGUGCAGCACGAGCAGCUCUGCAUGUUCGCCUGUCUGAUUCCUGGUUUUCCAGCUCCACUCCUCCAUGGCACGCCACGGACCCUGGACACGCUGAUCAACCCUCCGCUGAGCCUUACAGACACUCAGGUGACCCCGGAAGAGAUCACCCCGUUUGUUCCUCCACAAUCAGGUGACAAGAACCAGGAAGACCUCACGGCCUAUUUCUUAGAAGCUCUACUGAAAUACAUGGUAAACCAGGCCAAGUCUCUUGAGUGGCGCUGCAAAGAGAACCAUGAACGUGGCUUCAACUUCCUCUUUGCUCACUUCAGGAAGUUUUACCUUCCUCAUAUCUUUCCUAACUUUUCCAUGGAAACCAGCCUCUACAACCCCAUUCUGGAGGUUCCUCCAAUGCGACCAAAACCGUAUUACAGCAUGCUGAAGAGGGAGCAGGACUGUGGUGAAGCACAGUAUUGCACCAAGGAGAGCUUCCUUCAGGCUCGAGUCAUCUUUAUCCGUUGGCUUGUUUCCUUUUGGCUGGAGCCACGACAGAAUGCACCCACACAUAUUCCAGGAACCGAGGGAGAGAACAUCCCUAAAAACAUCCAGCGUGCAGCGGCCGGACUUGCUGCUCGCUCUGCAGGCAGCUCAGAUGACAGCACUGGAGGUGGGAUUCGGUCUGACAACCACACAGAGGUUUGUGGUAGUUCUACGGGACCAGGCGGGUCCAGUGCAGGUUUACCUGGAGGUCCAGGGAAUGUGGGCGAGCCUGAGCAGAGCCAUUCAAACACAUCCACACUGACAGAGAGGGAGCCAAGCUCGUCCUCACUCUGUUCGAUUGACGAGGAGCAGCUGACGGACAUGGAGGUGGUGAGGAGAGUCCUGACCAACGGCAGAGCUAACGUCAACUUCAUCAUUGAGAUCUUCAGACAGGCUUUUCUUCUCCCGAUAUGCGAGUCGGCUGCAAUGCGCAAAGUGGUUCGGGUUUACCAGGAGUGGAUCUCCAUGGAAGACAAACCCGUGUUCAUGAAGGAGCCAGAAGAGGUUCCGGAUCCACACACUCAGCUCGGAGACAAGGACGCCGAGGGCGUGACUAGGGUCAGUGACGAUGAUCUGCUGGAGUAUCGUGUUCAUGCUGGAGUCCAGACCACGCUGCAGGUUUUCAUAACUCACUCCUCCAAUGUUUUCCUCCUGGAACCAGCCAAUGACAUCAGGAUUCUUCUGGAGGAGCACGUCGACAUGUGCAAGCGAGUCCUCAACAUCUACCGAAGCCUCGUCAUGCACGAGACCAUGGACCAGAAAACAUGGGAGCAGAUCUUACUGGUUCUGCUGAGGGUGACUGAAUCUGUAAUGAAGCGACCUCCCUCCAUCAUGCCUCAGGGCAAGAAGAACAGCACAUUGUCAGGGAGACUGGCUGGACCCAUCUUUCAGACGCUGAUUGUAGCCUGGAUUAAGGGGAACCUGAACGUCUACAUCAGCAGAGAGCUGUGGGAUGAUCUCCUAUCCGUGCUCACCUCCCUGACCUGCUGGGAGGAGCUGGUUACAGAGUGGUCGCUAACAAUGGAGACCCUCACCAAGGUGUUGGCCAGGAACCUGUACAGUGUUGAUCUGAAUGAGCUGCCUCUGGACAAACUCAGUGAGCAGAAACAGAAGAAGCACAAAGGAAAAGGUAUUGGUUCUGAGGGUCAGCGGCAGGUUGUGGAUCGGUCCUUCUCUAAAGGGUGGAGCCGAGACCAGCCAGGCCAGGCGGCUGCCAUGAGGCAGCGUAGCGCCACCACAGCCGGGUCACCGGGUAUUGAAAAGGCCCGGAGCAUCGUCCGACAGAAGACUGUGGACCUGGAUGACCCACCAAUCGUACUGAUGUCCCGCCCAUCUCGACUGCGUCACUCCUCUCAGAGUGAUGAGACUCCUCCCACCUCCUCUUCUGAGGUGUUCCAGGGUGGGACUUGUGACCUAGAUGUUCCACCCCCUUUGUCCCUAGCAAGGAGCAGCAGUGCCUCUGACAUCAUGGAGCCUUUCAUCACUGAGCGGGUCAAAGGUGAAGACCCCUGGAGGGAUACCCAUUCAGUCCAAAACCCCCCUCACCACCACUCCACCACUGUUUCCUCACUUGCGGCCGCUAGCGCUCCGCCACUCACCCCCCUCCCCUUCUCUCCCUCCCCCACCCCUCUCACUUUUCCUGGUGGUGCUGCUUCCUCAUCCACAAAGGGACAGGACAAUGGUAGUGUAGAUGAUCCACCAGAACACCAGACUGGCUCUCGGGGCAAAGGGUAUAGUUCCGAUUGGGUAAACAGCUGGGACUCUGCCUUCAGUUUUUCCUCUGAAAAGGACAGUGAGAUCGAGGAGGGUGAGUUGGGGGCGGGGCUAGAAGAUGAUCUGUUUUCAUCUAUUCGGGACUACCUGACUCAAAGAGACAGUGAUAGGAAGGGGAAGGCAGGAGAGAGCGAUGGUGCUGGUCCUUCGUUAGAAAGCCUGAUGGGUGCUGUGCAGACAGGCGUGGCCAGAACACAACUAGACCAUCCUGCACAGGUAGGACAAGUGAGACAGGUGAUGAGAGACAGACAGGUAAGUAAUGCAGUCAGACACAGCAGUGUAGAUUUAGCAGAGGAACAUGAGGGGGAACAGCCCAACAUCUACGAGUGCCUCGAGCUGCAGUGUCGCUGGCCCAUAGCCAACACUAGGAGGAGCUGUAGUUCAGAGAGGCAGAGUGAACAGAAGGAGGAAAGAGAACUAUCAACAGAAAAAUGUGAUGAAUGGAGGGAAAAGGGGGAGGAAUGGAAGGGAGUCACAGCAACAGAUGAAGAAUUCAAGUUGAUCAAAGACUCGUACACACUAGAAGUAAACACAGAACCCAGUCAAGUCCCCCAAAACAUAGAGCCAUUAAAGGCAAAGCUCUCCCGAGGGUGCCCCAAGAGACACCAUUCUGGGGGGGUGCAUGUCAGCUUUCAGCCCUCCACCGAGUCCGUCCAGUUCCACAACCCUCUGGAGAGUAAAGAGGCGCACUGGAAAGCCAGGCUGCGGCGCCUUAGUCACUUCCACACACACAGCCACUCAGCCGGGGACAGGCCUGGAUCUGGGGCGGGGUCGGGAGGGAGGCCGGGAGCAGUGGGUGCAGGUAAGUUUGGUCCCGGUGUCGGGGUCAGUCAUAAGGUAGGAGCACAUGACAAGUCAGGGACAUCUACGUCUGCUGAUAACGUAUCAGGGGGCUUGGCAGGUGGUAGAGGAUUAGAACACAGGCCCAGGGGGGGUACCGAGGACAAGGAGCAGCAAAUCUUCUCCAGUGUUGGAUGCAGUGUUUGUCUGGAGGCUCAUGCAGAGACACAGGCGAGCAGUUCAGGUUCCUGUGGUGUGUCAUCGGGGGUACGUGGCCGUUUGGGACGUUCUGCUUUGAGAUCUAGAGCGUCCCGCUCACGUUCUCAGGAGCCAGGCAGCACUGCCUCUCGGCACCACCAGGUGGCGCUGCUCGGUGGUGUCUACAAGACUGUGGUUCAUGCUCUCUCCUCCAAGCCCCGGCCUCGAGGUCAGGGGUCAUCCCAAGGCUCGUCGCCGCAGCGACAGGGCCGAGCUGCCAUGGGCGACGCCUCACUCAGAGAACUCUACUCCCACGUCCUGGGCUACUUUGGACGAAAGGCGCCCACGCCAGCCACUAAAGAGGAGCUGGUUCCAAAGGCGCGGCCGGCGUCCAGUGACGUCGGCAGCAGCAACCCAAACUUCUCAGACCUCAUGGAUGAGUUCAUUCAGGAAAGACUGCGAGCCCGAGGAACAGAGGGUCGCCGUGGCAGCAGCCCAGGAAGUCUGGAAGUUCCCAGGGACCUACCGGAACUCCUGGAGAGUAGUUCUGGUUCACGACGUUCAGAUGACUUCCGACCUGUCGAUGAUCCCGGUGUUCCUUCUGAGUGGACGUCACCGGCGAGUGCGAGUGGCUCUGACGUGGUCAGCUCAGACAGCCAGUCUGACUCCUUCAAUGCCUUUCAGUACUCCGAUUGCAAGUUUGACAAUUUCACCUUCAGCUCAGAGGCAUCAGAGGCAUGUGGGGGAGGAGCUGGAUCUGCCGGUGCAGAGGCUCGAGUCGGCUCACUGGACCAGGACAGCCUGGGAGGGGGUGUGUCCUACGAGGAGCACGAAGUUGCCAGUUUGACCACGCUCCAUCUCGACUCUGAGAGCAGCAGCCUGAGUCACACUGUCACUGUGACUGGUUCAGAGAGCGCCUCGCCCAUGCAUUCACUUGGGGGCUCCCGCUCACAGACGCCGUCGCCUGCCACGCUGACAGCCGAGCACUCUGACCACAUGCAUUCACACACACACCUGCAGCUGGACCAGAAGCUCCACAACUCUGUGCUGCAGACUCCCGAUGACCUGGAAACCAAUGAGUUUCCCAGCGAGGACUGCAGCGUGAUGGCGGGCGGCUCCUUAACGGGGUGGCAUGCUGAUGUUGCCACGGUCAUGUGGAGGAGGAUGCUGGGUAUCCUGGGAGAUGUUAAUGGGAUUAAAGACCCAGAGAUUCACGCCCAGGUCUUUGACUACCUGUGUGAACUCUGGCAGAACCUGGCUAAGAUCCGAGAUAAUUUGGGCAUCUCUCUGGACAACCAGUCGUCUCCCCCGCCCCCUGUGCUGAUCCCGCCCCUGAGAAUCCUGACGCCGUGGCUGUUCAAGGCCACCAUACUAACCGAACGUUACAAGCAGGGGAAACUUCACGCUUACAAACUGAUCUGCAGAAUCAUGCAGCGACGGCAGGAUGUUUCUCCCAACGCAGACUUUCUUACACAUUUCUACAACAUCAUGCACCAAGGACUGCUGCAUCAGGACCAGGAUAUCGUGAACACAAUCAUCAAGCACUGCAGUCCCCGGUUCUUCAGUGUCGGUCUGCCUGGAGCCACCAUGCUGAUUGUGGACUUCAUCCUCGCAGCUUCCCGUGUGACGGCCUGCUCCUCACUCAACACUCCCAGGGUGGAGGCCCAGAUCCUGCUGGGAUCUCUGGUGUGUUUUCCAAACCUGUAUGGGGAGCUUCCAGCCCUCCAUCCCACCACAGCAGACACAGUCCUCACCAAAUUCACUGACAUCAAGGAGCACAUUAUCAAAAGCAUCCUGACCUCUGCCAAGGAUGAGCCGUCUGCUCCUGCCAGGUGUGUUGCGCUGUGCAGUCUGGGUAUUUGGCUGUGUGAAGAGCUCGCUCAUGGGACAAACCAUCCACAGAUUAAAGACGCUCUUAACGUCCUCUGUGUCACGCUGAAGUACCCCAAUAAGAGUGUGGCACUGGUCGCGUCGGACAUCCUUCACCUCCUGAUCAGUUAUGUGGAUCAUCUGCAGAAGUUCCCUCCUGACCCCAAGAAGAUUGUUGAGAUUCUCAUCGCCACCAUCACGUAUCUACUGCCGUCCACAGAGAUGUCUCCUCAUGAGCCAGAUAAGAGGCUGGUGGUGUCCCUCCUCCUGUGUCUUCUGGACUGGGCCAUGGCUCUACCUCCAAAAACUCUGCUUCAGUCUGUUCACACACAAAGUCCACCAGACAGAGACCAGCCCCCCAAGACCUUGCUCAGCUGCAUCUAUAAGGUGUUGCAUGGCUGUGUCUAUGGAGCCCAGUGUUUCAACAGUCCCAAGUAUUACCCACUGCAGCUGUCCGACCUCUUGAGUCCGGACUAUGAUCCAUUCCUGCCAUUAGAGAGUCUCAGAGAACCAGAGCCACUGCACAGCCCAGACUCUGAGCGCUCCAGCAAACUCCAGCCUGUGACUGAAGUUCGGACCCGGAUUCAAAAAGGUCUGGUUUCAAUCGCGGCCAGAACAGUGAUCACUCACCUGGUCAACCAUCUUGGACAUUACCCCAUGUCUGGAGGACCUGCGACUCUGUCCACUCAGGUGUGUGAGAACCAGGACAACCCCUACUGUGAGAGCACAGACCUGGGACCAGAACUUUUCCAUUCACCAAACCUGCAGUUCCUGGUUCUGAACGGAUCCACUCUGCUCUCAGUGCUGCAGAUCCAGUCUGAGUCUGGUGUACCAGGAGGAGGAAUGACAGCCGGUUUGUCUUCUGCUUCCACCUGUGUUCGUGUCAUCAUCCGAGACGUGGCUGGGAAACACUCGUGGGACUCUGCUGUCCUGUACGGACCCCCACUGAGCUCGCCACGCAGCCCAUCACACAUCCAAUCAGCUCAAUGUGCCAGCCUUCAUUUACGCACCCCACCGGGAGGUCCACCAAAAAAAACAGGAGUGGAGACAGAGGAAAACGGGAUGCAGGAGAAGAACGAGGCAGGAGAGGGAGGGGGGAUGGAGAUUAAAGGCCAAGAGCUGGAGGAGGAAGGGGAGGAGAGGAAAGUGUGUGAGGAGCUAGGAUUGAACAAAGGAGAUGACCUCGAAGAGGAGGAGAGUGUGAAUGCAGAGGGGGGGCAAGAAAUGGAAGAGGAGCCAAUCACGGCUCCGCCAUUGGCUAAACGUGUGUGUCGGGAGGCGCUGCCAGUGUGGGAUUCACUGAAGGACGGUGAUGAUGCGCUGGAUGAAACGUUGCAGUAUCUCGGAUACUCGAGUCCAGAGUGUCUGCAGAGACCUGGCAUACCACUCAACAUCCCAGCCCCACCUCCAUCAUGUGUUUCAGAGAAGCAGGAGAAUGACGUCAUCAAUGCCAUCCUGAAGCAGAGCGCCGCUGAGUGGGAGUUUGUCCUUCACAGAGGUGAGGAGUUGAACAUGAGGGCCAUGCAGCAGUCUGAACCGGAGACUGAGACCUCACAGUCGGCCUUCUACUACUGCAGACUGCUCAUCAACAUACUUGGACUCAACUCCUGGGAGAAAAGGAGUAAUUUCCAUCUGCUGAGGAAGAAUGAGAAGUUACUGAGAGAGCUGAAGAACCUGGACUCCCGACAGUGCCGCGAGACUCACAAGAUUGCCGUGUUUUAUGUGGCUGAAGGACAAGAGGACAAACACUCCAUAUUGACCAAUACGGCAGGAAGCCAGGCCUAUGAAGACUUUGUCUGUGGCCUUGGCUGGGAGGUGGAUCUGACCACUCACUGUGGCUUCAUGGGGGGCCUCCAGAGGAAUCGCAGUACGGGUCAGACCACGCCUUACUACGCUACCUCCACCACCGAGGUCAUCUUCCACGUGUCCACCCGCAUGCCCCAUGACCAAGACGUCAACCUCACCAAGAAGCUCAGACACCUGGGUAACGAUGAGGUCCACAUCAUUUGGUCGGAACAUUACAGAGACUACCGUCGAGGGAUCAUCCCCACAGAGUUUGGUGACGUCCUCAUCAUUAUCUACCCCAUGAAGAACCACAUGUACUCCAUCCAGAUCCUCAAGAAGCCUGAGGUGCCGUUUUUUGGGCCACUGUUUGAUGGUGCCAUCGUGGACAUGAAGGUUUUAUCCACCAUGGUCAGAGCCACGGCCAUCAACGCCAGUCGAGCUCUCAAAUCCCUCAUUCCUCUCUACCAGAGUUUCUACGAAGAACGGGCCCGGUAUUUGGAAACCAUCGUGCAGCAUCACCAGGAGCCAACGACAUUUGAGGAUUAUGCAGCUCGAGUGUAUAGCCCCGCCCCCUGCACACACCUGCUCGCUGACACAGGCUCCUGCCUCGAGAUGCUUCGGGGAGGAAGUCCGGCUCUUGGGGAGGCCGGGAGCGACUCGGCGUCCCCCAUGUCUCCUCGGACUAGCAAGAGCCGCAUGUCCAUGAAGCUGCGUCGUUCCUCUGGAUCAGCCAAUAAGACCUGAGCAUUCCCCAUGACCUGGACCACACGAGACUGUGGCUUUAUAUCACAUCACAGAGCAAAAUCAACCCCC
Molecule: messenger RNA, 8476 nt
Organism: Thalassophryne amazonica
Lineage: Eukaryota; Metazoa; Chordata; Actinopteri; Batrachoidiformes; Batrachoididae
Gene: ralgapa1
Product: Ral GTPase activating protein catalytic subunit alpha 1
Biological process (GO): positive regulation of GTPase activity; regulation of small GTPase mediated signal transduction
Cellular component (GO): nucleus; cytoplasm
Molecular function (GO): GTPase activator activity
Source: RefSeq, a predicted model, not a curated record